CAUUAUUUAGCAUUUUGGUUGGUUUGAUUUUCGUUUUCGCUUGUCAUUCUAAAUCUUGGUUUCGAGAGUUUUGUAAGCUAAAUAAAUACUAAAAAUGGCUUUAUUAGAUUACUGCCGCUUAGACGAAAAAAUCAACUUGAAGCCUGCCGAUGCUCUGGCAUCUAUUAAUUCCGAUGUGCUGGGAUACACUCAGAAUUUUAUGAACAGUGUCCAACUUGCAACUCCGCCUUUUGCUAACCCUGUUGAAACACUAGCACAGUUCAACACAAAGGAUGAGACAGGACGCCAGAUCAAAAUUGAGUUUGAUCACGGUACAACUACUCUUGGUUUUCGUUAUAAAGGUGGAGUUCUAUUAGCUGUUGACUCCAGAGCAACUGGUGGUCAGUUCAUUGGUUCACAGUCUAUGAAGAAAAUUGUUGAAAUCAAUGACUACUUACUUGGCACAUUAGCUGGUGGUGCAGCAGAUUGUGUAUAUUGGGACAGAGUGCUGGCGAAACAGUGCCGUCUAUAUGAGUUGCGCAAUCGCGAGCGCAUAUCUGUGGCUGCCGCCAGCAAGCUGAUGGCUAACAUGGUUUACAACUACAAGGGCAUGGGACUCAGCAUGGGCAUGAUGCUUGCUGGCAUUGACAAGAGGGGCGCUCAACUUUACUAUGUGGACAGUGAAGGCACCCGCACUCCUGGCAAAGUGUUCUCAGUGGGAUCAGGUUCAGUAUUUGCGUUUGGUGUUCUGGACUCGGGUUACCACUGGGACCUUGAAGAUGUUGAGGCUCAAGAGCUGGGUCGUCGUGCGAUUUACCACGCGACCUACCGCGACGCGUACUCUGGCGGUAUCAUCAGAGUGUACCACAUCAACGACAAGGGCUGGGUCAACAUCUCCAACGAGGACUGCUCUGAAUUACAUUAUAAGUACCAAGCGGAGAAGGGAGUCAAAGAUGAAUAAAUUAUAAGUUUUUUAAUAAAUAUGGUUAAUG
Messenger RNA from Maniola jurtina (meadow brown), 971 nucleotides. RefSeq names its product proteasome subunit beta type-5 (gene Prosbeta5). Bases 95 to 940 code for a protein of 281 amino acids. NCBI's taxonomy places the organism in Eukaryota, Metazoa, Arthropoda, Insecta, Lepidoptera, Nymphalidae. Gene Ontology annotation, cellular component: proteasome core complex. The record is from RefSeq and is a predicted model, not a curated record. The transcript has 6 exons. Gene Ontology annotation, molecular function: threonine-type endopeptidase activity.